Messenger RNA from Postia placenta MAD-698-R-SB12, 213 nucleotides. RefSeq lists its product as hypothetical. NCBI's taxonomy places the organism in Eukaryota, Fungi, Basidiomycota, Agaricomycetes, Polyporales, Adustoporiaceae. The transcript has a single exon. The annotation marks the transcript as partial. The record is from RefSeq and is a predicted model, not a curated record.
CCGCGGCAGUCCACAUCGCCACAGCAGGCCGCGUCGCUAGGACGGGCUACGCAGCCACCGAAGGAGCGAGACGUGGCAGGGAGCGGGCUGGUUCCUAGGAGGAAUUCAUUGGGCGACUUGAAGAUUCCGGCCAGAAUCAGUCAGGCACAGGUCGGGCUGAGAAGGGAUCUGGGCAUGGUACGGGAGUUCGCCAUGAGUGUUGAGCGUGAGUCC